AUGCCUGCCUGCAACAACGGCACACUGACGCUCAGCGCUCCGCACAAGAAGGAGAGAAAGAGGGAGGAGAGAAAGAGGGAGGAGAGAAAGAGGGAGGAGAGAAAGAGGGAGGAGAGAAAGAGGGAGGAGAGAAAGAGGGAGGAGAGAAAGAGGGAGGAGAGAAAGAGGGAGGAGAGAAAGAGGGAGGAGAGAAAGAGGGAGGAGAGAAAGAGGGAGGAGAGAAAGAGGGAGGAGAGAAAGAGGGAGGAGAGAAAGAGGGAGGAGAGAAAGAGGGAGGAGAGAAAGAGGGAGGAGAGAAAGAGGGAGGAGAGAAAGAGGGAGGAGAGAAAGAGGGAGGAGAGAAAGAGGGAGGAGAGAAAGAGGGAGGAGAGAAAGAGGGAGGAGAGAAAGAGGGAGGAGAGAAAGAGGGAGGAGAGAAAGAGGGAGGAGAGAAAGAGGGAGGAGAGAAAGAGGGAGGAGAGAAAGAGGGAGGAGAGAAAGAGGGAGGAGAGAAAGAGGGAGGAGAGAAAGAGGGAGGAGAGAAAGAGGGAGGAGAGAAAGAGGGAGGAGAGAAAGAGGGAGGAGAGAAAGAGGGAGGAGAGAAAGAGGGAGGAGAGAAAGAGGGAGGAGAGAAAGAGGGAGGAGAGAAAGAGGGAGGAGAGAAAGAGGGAGGAGAGAAAGAGGGAGGAGAGAAAGAGGGAGGAGAGAAAGAGGGAGGAGAGAAAGAGGGAGGAGAGAAAGAGGGAGGAGAGAAAGAGGGAGGAGAGAAAGAGGGAGGAGAGAAAGAGGGAGGAGAGAAAGAGGGAGGAGAGAAAGAGGGAGGAGAGAAAGAGGGAGGAGAGAAAGAGGGAGGAGAGAAAGAGGGAGGAGAGAAAGAGGGAGGAGAGAAAGAGGGAGGAGAGAAAGAGGGAGGAGAGAAAGAAUGAGAAGGAGGAGAAGAAGAAGAAGAAGGAGGAGGAGAAGGCAGUGGCACACCAAUACUCAGCACUCCGUCUACAGUACGGUACAUGCAGUAUUGAACUUUGUUUACAGCAGUGCAACAAUGCUCACCACUCCAUCUACACCGUAAUUCCCACAGUAUUAAGCUUUGUUUACUGCAGCGCACCAAUUCUCAGUGCUCCAUCUACACCACGAUUUCCACUGAAUUAA
Messenger RNA from Schistocerca gregaria, 1128 nucleotides. RefSeq lists its product as uncharacterized. The transcript is spliced from 2 exons. The coding region runs from base 1 to 1128 and encodes 375 amino acids. NCBI's taxonomy places the organism in Eukaryota, Metazoa, Arthropoda, Insecta, Orthoptera, Acrididae. The record is from RefSeq and is a predicted model, not a curated record.